Molecule: messenger RNA, 372 nt
Organism: Symbiodinium sp. CCMP2592
Lineage: Eukaryota; Dinophyceae; Suessiales; Symbiodiniaceae
Source: the annotation of a GenBank genome assembly
AUGCUGGCGCAGGACCAGCGCGAGGCCAACUACAAGCGGUUCAAGAAGAUCCGCGAGGAGAAGGGCACGAAGAAGAUGCGGCGCAUGACUGCCAUCGAGGCUGCUUGGCCGCUUAGCUCUGUGGCCGGUGCUUUCGAAAGCUUUGCCUGUCAGAUCAUGGUGAAGUUCCCCCCAAACAGCCGCAUCUACAAGCACGCGAAGAGUCCCUUCACAGCCGUGGCUGUCAAAGCCUGCCAGCGCAUCAAGCUUGAAGAAGGGAGAGCCGAGCUCCUGAUUUUCGAGUCGGAGUCUGAAGGAGAGGAGUACAGGCAGGAGCUAGACAUAGCAUCAUACCCGGUGACGUGCCAAAGAGCCGUUUACUUUGAACUUUAG